Messenger RNA from Hyaloperonospora brassicae, 2187 nucleotides. NCBI's taxonomy places the organism in Eukaryota, Oomycota, Peronosporomycetes, Peronosporales, Peronosporaceae. The record is from the annotation of a GenBank genome assembly.
AUGAAAGCCUUCGUCAGUACAUUGUGGACAGUGACCUUUCUCGCGGCUUGCACGGCCAUGAAAAGGUCAAGGUCGGCCGAGUAUCCGACCAAGUCGGGGCUUUACAGUUGGGUCGAUCCUAAUACGCCUGAUGAUCGGAAAGCGUACGCAACUUCUCGUGGACGACUAUGGCAGCUUGUCAUGAGUGACGAGUUCAACGUCGCCAAUCGAAGCUUUCGUCCCGGUGACGAUCACAUGUGGACGUCGCUUGAGAAACCGGAUGGGGUCAAUGGAGCUCUCGAAAUCUAUUCGCACAAUAUGACGGGCACCAAGUGCGACGACGAUGGCAACUGCUACUUGUACAUCGAAGUAAUCGAAGACACCAUCAACACGUCAGUGUACAACAUGUACAAGCACCCACCGGGAUACCAGAUCUCCACGUUCUACUAUCGUGCAGCCAUGGUACAGUCUUGGAACAAGUUCUGCUUUCAAGGAGGUAUGCUCGAGGUGCGAGCCCAAUUACCCGGUGCAGUCUCAACAGCUUCGAAUAAUCCAGACCUAGCACUCGGAAAGAAUGGUCAAGUGAGCGAUACUGCGUACUACCCGACGUGGCCAGGUAUUUGGAUGAUGGGGAACCUUGGCCGGGCUAUCUUCUCUGCUUCGACGAACCGCAUGUGGCCCUUCUCGUACGAUCGGUGUGAGCCAAAUAUAUUCGAUCCAGCCAACCAGCGCAUCAGUGCUUGCGACGAUAGCCCAGGCUAUGGAUUGAACGCUAAUCAAGGCCGAGGAGCCCCUGAGAUUGACUUACUGGAAGGCGGUGGUCUUGCUAUCUCAUCUUCAUUGCAGAUUGCACCUGGUAUGCCCGACGAUUUUCGUCUUUUCGAAGCUGACCCUGAUGGCGUUGAUGCUGCCAAUCCAUACUGCGUGUACACGUACGACUGCAAAACGGUCGGGGCCAAUUUGAUUGAUGUUCCGACAGAGUACUACAAACAGAAGCGAGGGCAUAAGUCUUGGUAUCAAGGUCUUCGGUAUGCCGCAAACAAUAAUUGCGCCAAGAAGCGCGCAAAUGUCCAGAGCUUCACCACCAUAAAUGCAUCCAUCGCUAAAGGCAUCGUGGAGAAUACUUGCACAACGUCGACGUGUCCUGCUUCUCUUGACGUGAACAGCGACUUGAGUCCGAUUGAUGGAACUGGCAAAAACCACUGGGGCAUCAACUUCAAUGGCACGUGCUUUCCAAUCAUGAAUUCGUACAUGGGCGCCUACCUCUGUGAUCCGGACAACACGGACGCGCGAUGUGCCAGUCCACGUAAUGCUACUACAGCAAAAGCAAACGCCAUGGACCCCUUCAACUAUCAGAUAGACGCUAUUUCGUCGAACUGGCCUGUUCACCUUGGAGCCUACACGGACUUUCUUGUUUAUCAGCUCGAAUGGGUCACUGGCGUAAACGGAUACGUGCGGUGGAUGCUGGACGGCAGUCCGCUGUUCGAAGUCACGGCCGACACGUUCUCGAAUGUGCCUCAGAAUGCAAACAGUAGCAACCCAAAGAAACUGAUGCUGGAGGAGCCCAUGUCUCUCAUUUUCAACGUCGCGCUUUCGAGUUCAUGGGGCACGAAGCCUCCAAAUGCUGGCAAGAAUUGUCGUGGUGACGGAUCUGACGAGACAGUGAAUCGGAUCUGCGAUGAGUUUCCGAUGUUCAUGAAGAUCGACUACAUUCGGCUGUACCAGGACCAAGGUGACGAUCUUGACGCGGACAAUUACAUGCAGAUUGGUUGCAAUCCCACGAGUCACCCUACCAAGGAAUGGAUUGAGGGCCACAUUGACGAGUAUCAGGACGAUGAUAACCCUGUGACGGAGGUAGUUGGUAAAGCGUUUUGCAAAAGUGACAAUGACUGCACAGUCGGCGGCAACUUCACGAACACAAAGCUGGUGACGGGAUCGUGCGUGAAAUCGCGCUGUUCCUGUUUGUACUCGAGGUCAUGGGUCGGUCCUCGGUGCACGAAAGCCCAAGUCGAGUCCACAUCGUCCAAGGUGUCCUCUCGCGUAUAUGGCCCACCCAUCCAUUUGGCUUUCCUAGUCGCUGCCAUUGCGUUUUCCCUCACAUGCCUAUCGGUGUGGACGGGCAUGAAGUCUGCAGCGAAAAGGAAUGAGGAGCUCGAUAGGGCCGAUACAACGGCAAAGGGAGACCAAGAUGCUCGAGUCGCAGAUUAG